CGCCCCCGGCCUACGGAGUCAGGGGAAACGGAGUCGGGCGCUUUUAACGGGAGCGCCACCGGGGCUGGUCCGCUCCGUCCAAAGGUCCUUUGUAGCAGCAGCAGCAGCUACCUCUGACUAGCGGUUUACGUUAGCUCGGGCCGGCCCUGUUGGGUUGAGUUGGCUCGGUGUGUUACGCUCUUAAACCAGGUCAGUAAACAUGGCGGCCACGAAUCCCCGCUUCUCGAGUGACGGUGGGCCGGCCAGCAAAGAAGGGUUCCCGGCUGGAGAGAGCAGCAACGACCGAGACGGACCGGAUGGAGGCGGCAACGGCGACAGCCAACGGGACCGAGCCUCGUUCGAGUGCAACAUUUGUUUGGACACAGCCAGGGACGCUGUCAUCAGCAUGUGCGGACACUUGUUCUGCUGGCCCUGUCUUCACCAAUGGUUGGAGACGCGUCCCAGCCGGCAGCAGUGUCCCGUCUGUAAGGCAGGAAUCAGCAGAGAGAAAGUCAUCCCGCUGUACGGCAGAGGGAGCUCCAGCCAGGAAGACCCCAGGUUGAAAACUCCCCCCCGACCUCAGGGGCAGAGGGCGGAGCCGGAGGGCAGAGGCGGGAUGUUCCCGGGCUUCGGGGAGACGGGCUUCCACAUGUCGUUUGGCAUCGGAGCGUUCCCCUUCGGGUUCUUCACCACAGUCUUCAACACCAACGAUCCUUUUCACAGAGCCGACCAGUAUGCAGGGGAUCACCAGGGCAACGGUAACCUCAACAACGGCAAUAACAACAACUGGCAGGACUCUCUCUUCCUCUUUGUGGCCAUCAUCUUUUUCUUCUGGCUGCUGAGCGUGUGAUGGUGGCCAGGACGGACACACACACACAAACAGGCUGCGUUACAUAACCAGAGAGCGGGCAAAGUGUUUUGUUUCCUAAUAACAAGAAAUUCAGGUUUUCUCCUUUCAGAAACCGAUCACUGCCCUGACACACACACACACACCAUGAUAGUUUGUCCUCCCUCUCUCACCACACCUAUGGACACUGGAGUUUAAGAGUCUCGUUCUUCGUCUACAGAGUCAGUAUUACGUGAUCGGGGUGAUCUGUGUAAGGGGGGGGGGGGGAGUCAGACAUGGAUGUUUACAGCUUUCCUGCGAAUGCGUGUUCCAGGAGCUCCUGGUGAUGGAACGGCACAGCCGGUUGUGUUUUUAAACGUAACGUUUUGUCUUCACAAAAGCAGCCGUGACACUGUGAGGCCGUCUGCAGACGGCGCUGUCCUUCAGUCGCUUUUUAUUUCUGCCAUUCCCAGAGUGCAUCAGUCCUGAGAGACUGGAUUCACGUUUCAGGAAGUUUAGCAGCUGGUUUUACUACACAACGUGCAAGAUGAAUAAAGUGAGGCGGCGAAAAUCCUCAGAAAGCACUUUGGUCACAGAUAAUUGUGUCGGUGUGAGCGUGUAAACGUUAUAUAUUUGUACAUAUGAAUGUUGUAAGUGCUGUUUUUAUGUGUUUCUGACCUGAUGAGCGGCCGUGGAGAGCUGGAGAUGGGAGAUAAGUGUGUGUGAAGCUGGAAGCGAUCCCGAUCCGGGUUUUCCAAACCUAGACUCCAACGAUGCAGGAUCAAAUUAAAAGCUUCCUUGCCCAUUAAUGUGAAUGAGCUCCUGGUGAUGUCAGUGUUCCCAUCGUCCACAAUGCGUCUCGACAGUUCCUCUUUAAUCUGAGUUUGAUGGUCACACUGGGGUCAAAGGUCAGACAUCUCCUGGUCUGCUGGGACUUGUGUCCGUCUGUCUGAUCGUUACUUUUUGUAUUUAGGGGCUGAUUAACACUAAACCACGUAAUUGGAUUGGUCAGAUCUUGUUCAAAACCAAAAUGUUGUUGGAGAUUAAAAGUUGAUUAAAACUGUAAA
This is a messenger RNA of Nothobranchius furzeri (turquoise killifish), 1872 nucleotides long. It is a transcript of the gene rnf5, whose product is annotated as ring finger protein 5. The record is from RefSeq and is a predicted model, not a curated record. Gene Ontology annotation, molecular function: metal ion binding; ubiquitin-like protein conjugating enzyme binding; ubiquitin protein ligase activity. NCBI's taxonomy places the organism in Eukaryota, Metazoa, Chordata, Actinopteri, Cyprinodontiformes, Nothobranchiidae. Gene Ontology annotation, cellular component: endoplasmic reticulum. Gene Ontology annotation, biological process: ubiquitin-dependent protein catabolic process.